This is a messenger RNA of Oryza sativa Japonica Group (Japanese rice), 1257 nucleotides long. The record is from RefSeq and is a predicted model, not a curated record. NCBI's taxonomy places the organism in Eukaryota, Viridiplantae, Streptophyta, Magnoliopsida, Poales, Poaceae.
GAUACGAAAAAGAAAAAAAAAACGCAGAACCAAUCUCCUCCCGAAACACAUCCGCCACCGCUGCCCACCUCGCCUCCUUCGCCGCCCCCCCAUUGCCGUCGCCUCCUCCGCCCGCCUCCACUUCCACCCUUCUCCUCCACCGCGCUCACUCGCCCCCUCCAUAUCCACGUCGGCGGCGAAGUCCAUCCACCCCGAGUCCCACGCCGUCGCCUUCUCCCCUCCGCCCCCGGCGUCUUUUCCCCUCCUCUCUGCACCACGGAGUCUCUUCCUCGCACAGUCCACCGCCUCCUCCCCCAUCGCCGUCACCUCCUCGCCUCCACCGCACUCUUCCUACUCGCUUUCUCAUCCCCAUCUCCAUCCCAAUCGCAGCUCCAGAAAAAGCGGGACAAUACCGAGGUUGACAGCGGCAGAUCAAGGCGAGCAAGGAUAAAUCGGAUCGCAGCUAAAUAGUUUGAUUGGUACUGGUGUCUCGCCUAUUCCCCCGAUGAAUCCUUCCAUCCCCCGGCGUCGAGCCAAGGACGCCGCCCUCCGGCGAGAGGCGGAGCGGUAUGUGAGCACCGCUAAGGAUCUCUUGUCAGGCCAAAUCACAAAGGGCAAAAUCGAGCGCUGCUGGCACUUACUCAUCAAGGCCCUUGGCCUCGACCCAUGCGCCCCGAGCGGGCAGGCCCUCUUGGUCGCCGCCGUCGCCCUCCGCACCACCCAUCACCACCGGUACCGCCUCCCGUCCGGGGCCCCCGACCCCUACCUCGUCUUCGGCCUCAACCCCGCCGUCCCAACCGCCCGUGACCCCGCCGUCAUCGAAUCUUACUAUCGCCAAGCCUCCGACCUGCUCAACCGCUCUCUCUGCUCUCACCCCCUUGACCCCUGCUAUCCCGCCUUCUCCCAUGCCGCCCGCCUCGUAGCCGAUGCGUGGGCCGUCCUGUCGGAUGCUGACCGCAAAGCAUCCCUCGACUCCAGAUUCGAAAAGCCGCCGCCGCCGCCGCCUCAGCCAUCGGCGCCGCCAACUGCACAGCCUGGCCGCGGCACCUCUGCUGCUACGACUAUUCCAAGUGAUGUGGCCCAUGGGCGUCGGGCUGGUUAAGCGCAACGUUCGUCUGGCUGGCGAUGAGUGGAUUUGAGGGUGCCUGCGUGCACAUGCCUUGUAUCGUCAUGUCAUGAAGAGGAAUUUGCUGCAGGAAUUUUUUUUUUGUUGCAGAUUUUCUGUUUGAACCAUAUCUGAAACAUUUGAAUGAUGUCAUUGCUGUCGAUUCUAUUUGA